AUGGUUCAGUACGGACCUCACAUGGUUCAGUACAGACCUCUCAUGGUUCAGUACAGACCUCUCAUGGUUCAGUACGGACCUCACAUGGUUCAGUACAAACCUCACAUGGUUCAGUACGGACCUCUCAUGGUUCAGUACAGACCUCUCAUGGUUCAGUACAAACCUCACAUGGUUCAGUACGGACCUCUCAUGGUUCAGUACGGACCUCUCAUGGUUCAGUACAGACCUCUCAUGGUUCAGUACAGACCUCUCAUGGUUCAGUACAGACCUCUCAUGGUUCAGUACAGACCUCUCAUGGUUCAGUACAAACCUCACAUGGUUCAGUACGGACCUCUCAUGGUUCAGUACAGACCUCUCAUGGUUCAGUACGGACCUCACAUGGUUCAGUACGGACCUCUCAUGGUUCAGUACAGACCUCUCAUGGUUCAGUACGGACCUCUCAUGGUUCAGUACAGACCUCUCAUGGUUCAGUACAGACCUCACAUGGUUCAGUACAGACCUCUCAUGGUUCAGUACGGACCUCACAUGGUUCAGUACAGACCUCUCAUGGUUCAGUACAGACCUCUCAUGGUUCAGUACGGACCUCACAUGGUUCAGUACAGACCUCUCAUGGUUCAGUACAGACCUCUCAUGGUUCAGUACGGACCUCUCAUGGUUCAGUACAGACCUCACAUGGUUCAGUACAGACCUCACAUGGUUCAGUACGGACCUCACAUGGUUCAGUACAGACCGCUCAUGGUUCAGUACGGACCUCACAUGGUUCAGUACAGACCUCUCAUGGUUCAGUACAGACCUCACAUGGUUCAGUACGGACCUCUCAUGGUUCAGUACGGACCUCUCAUGGUUCAGUACAGACCUCUCAUGGUUCAGUACGGACCUCACAUGGUUCAGUACAGACCUCUCAUGGUUCAGUACGGACCUCACAUGGUUCAGUACAGACCUCUCAUGGUUCAGUACAGACCUCACAUGGUUCAGUACAGACCUCUCAUGGUUCAGUACGGACCUCACAUGUGGUUGGUGGGUGGUUGUUCGAGCCAUGCUAUGGGUGGAGGUGGGUGGUUGUUUGAGCCAUGCUAUGGGUGGAGGUGGGUGGUUGUUCGAGCCAUGCUAUGGGUGGAGGUGGGUGGUUGUUCGAGCCAUGCUAUGGGUGGAGGUGGGUGGUUGUUCGAGCCAUGCUAUGGGUGGAGGUGGGUGGUUGUUCGAGCCAUGCUAUGGGUGGAGGUGGGUGGUUGUUCGAGCCAUGCUAUGGGUGGUGUGUUUACCCCCUGA
Molecule: messenger RNA, 1269 nt
Organism: Knipowitschia caucasica
Lineage: Eukaryota; Metazoa; Chordata; Actinopteri; Gobiiformes; Gobiidae
Source: the annotation of a GenBank genome assembly